Messenger RNA from Loxodonta africana (African savanna elephant), 3796 nucleotides. It is a transcript of the gene TRIM65, whose product is annotated as tripartite motif containing 65. The transcript has 6 exons. Gene Ontology annotation, biological process: positive regulation of autophagy. Gene Ontology annotation, molecular function: protein binding; zinc ion binding. Lineage: Eukaryota; Metazoa; Chordata; Mammalia; Proboscidea; Elephantidae. The coding region runs from base 6 to 1568 and encodes 520 amino acids. The record is from RefSeq and is a predicted model, not a curated record.
CCGCCAUGGCCGCGCAGCAGCUCGAGGAGAAGCUGACCUGCGCCAUCUGCCUGGGGCUCUACCGCGACCCGGCGACGCUGCCCUGCGGCCACAACUUCUGCCGGGCCUGCAUCAGGGACGGGUGGGCGCGCUGCGGGCGGGAAUGCCCCGAGUGCCGCGAGCCCUUGCCCGACGGCGCCGCGCUGCGCCGCAACGUGGCUCUCAGCGGCGUGGUGGAGCUGGUGCGCGCCGCCGAGCGGGGACCCGAGCCCGGCCCCCAGCCCGCCGCCGAGCCCGGACCCGCCGCGCGCUGCCCCCGCCACGGCCGGCCGCUCGAGCUCUUCUGCCGCACCGAGGGCCGCUGCGUGUGCAGCGCCUGCACCGUGCUCGAGUGUCGCCUCCACGAGCGGGCGCUGCUGGACGCCGAGCGCCGCGAGCGCGAGGCCCAGCUGAGAGCCAGGCUGGAGGUGACCGCACAGCAGGCCGCCCAGGCCAGGGCCCAGCUACAGGAGCUACAGCAGCAAAGAAGCCAGAUCCAGAGCUCGGCCUGCACCCUGGCCUCCAGGGUCUCCAGCAAGUUCAGCUGCUUCCUGCAGGCCCUGGAGAUGCAGCGGGCCUUGGCUCUGAGGGGCAUUGAGACAGCCAAGGCCCAGGCACUGGCGAAAGCCCGGGACGGGGAGCAGCGGCUACGGGGCCACCUGGAGGCCCUGGUACACCAUGACUGCAAGGUUCAGGACCUCCUGGGGCAGCUGGACGACAGGAUCUUCCUCCAGGAGUCACAGCUCCUGGUGCCCCCAGAGCCUCUUGGGCCGCUGACCCCUCUGCAGUGGGAUGAAGAUCAGCAGCUGGGGGGCCUGAAGGAGACACUGCGCCAGCUGAGUGGCCUCCUGCUGGAAGAGGGGGGCCACUCAGGGCUGCCUGCUGAGGCUGCUGACUUGGGCCCCAUGGAGGCCUCAGGUCCCCUGGCACCAGUCCCAAGCCCGGCAUGUCCACUGAGGAGAGAACUCUGGCAGAAUUACCGCAACCUGACCUUUGACCCAGAUAGUGCCAACCGCCACCUCCACCUGUCCCGCCAGAACCAGCAGGUGAAGCACUGCCGCCUGCCACGGGGCCAGGCCAACCCAGGCAGCUUCGAGCUGUGGCAGGUGCAGUGUGCCCAGAGCUUCGAGUCUGGGCGGCACUACUGGGAGGUGCGUGCCUCCAACCACUCCGUGACGCUGGGCGUCGCCUACCCAGAACUGGAGCGGCACAAGUCGGGGACCCACACGGACAACAUCGGCCGUGGGCCGUGUUCCUGGGGACUCUGCGUUCAAGAGGAUAGCACCCAGGCCUGGCACAACGGGGAGGCCCAGCGCUUGCCAGCAGUGUUCGGGCGGCUCUUGGGUGUGGAUUUGGACCUGGCCUCAGGCUGCCUCACAUUCUACAGCCUGGAGCCCCAGGCCCAGGCCCUGCACACCUUCCAUGCCGUCUUCACCCAGCCCCUCUACCCCGUCUUCUGGCUUCUCGAGGGUAGGUCCCUUACCCUGUGCCAUCGGGCUAGGGCCAAGCUUCUUCCAGGCUCCCAGGAAGAGGCCUCAGGGCUCAGCUGAGACUGCUCGCUUCACCCCAGGAAGGCACAAGAUGGCCCUCUGGGCUGGGAACAGGUGCCAUCAUCCUUGUGUGCCCAAGAGCUGUCCCAGCCCCUGGCCUAAGGACCAAGGUCACAGCUAUCACAGGACCAACUGCUAGGCUGAAGGCUGACUCAGGACCAGGCCAGGCCAUUUGGGCCAUUUCCAAACUGGAAAAAUAAAAACAAACCUGUUGCCAUUGAGUCAGUUUCGACUCAUGGUGAUCCCAUGUGUUACAGUGUAGAACUGCUGCAUAGGAUUUUCUUGGCUGUAAUCUUUAUGGAAGAAUACUGCCAGGCCUUUGUUCCAUGCCACAGCUGGGUCAGUUUGAACUGCCCCAAACUGAAACUGAGCUUAAACCCAAAGUUCACUUUUCUGGCCUCUUUGAAGGGGACGGACUAGGACGAGAGUAAAAUGGAAAGUCCCCACCCCAACCAGAGGCCACUUCUGGGGACCACCUGGGCCUUAGAGGCUGGAGCGCAUCUUACAGAACACGUGCAGACGGGUGCACACACAGUCGUAGACGUACCCCAGUUUACCUCCCAGCAAGACAACGUGGACAAAGGGAGCAGGCAGGGCGUGGGCUCGAACUGUGGAAGGUUUCUGGAGAAAAGAGAUGGCUCACAUCCUCCCUCUCUCUCUUUCUUUCUCUUUCCAUCGUAAAACAUUUUGGUAUAGUUUAGUCCUGUUUUUUUUACUUUUAUACAGCCUUGUGGUUGUAGUCUAUAAGCAAUUUUAUUUUCUGCAUUUUUGACUCAAUAUAAACAUUUUUCACGUUAUUAAAAAUUUUUCCCUGAAUAUUUGUGUGUGUGUGUGUGUGAGAAAUAGUCCUUCUAAUGACUAUCAUACUUUUUUUUACCCAUUCUUAGACACCUAGAUUGUUUAUUUUUGGCUAUAAAAAUACUGCUGUGAAGAUUUUUGAGCAAAAAGAUUCAUCCGUGUGCGGUGUAUGCGCAGAGGCUAAAUGGCCUAAUGUGGAAUUACUCACUGCAAAACAGUGAGCACUUCGAGGUUUUUUUAUGCGAGAGGACAAAAUGAGGCAACCUCGAGUCAGCCUGUCACCUAUCAGCUGAGCGACUUCAGGCAAGUUACUCCGCAUGGUGGUGCCUCAGUUUCCCCAUCAUUCCUUCCUCUUAGGUUUGUGGAGAUUAAAUGAAGUGAUGCGUGUGGGGACCACGCCAGGCACAUUACCAGCUCCUUUGUUUUCGUUUGGCUUUUAGCAUUGACAACAUGGUUCAGCAAAGAUCCCUAGACAUGUUCGUCUUAGUCAUCUAGUGCUGCCAUAACAGAAAUACCACAAGUAAAUGGCUUUAACAAAGAGAAAUUUAUUUCCUUUCUCUCUCUGCGGCCUUCUCAUCAAUCUUCCCCAGACUAGGAGCUUCUCUGCUCAGGGACUCUGGGUUCAAAGGACGUGGCUCUGCUCUUGGCACUGCUUUCUUGAUGGUAUGAGGUCCUCCAGUCUCUGCUGGCUUCUUUUAUAUAUCAAGACAUUGUCUCCAGACACAAUGCAAGCUUGUAGAUUGAGUCCUGCCUCACUAACAAUACUGCCACCCAUCCUCCCUCAUUAACAUCAAAGAGGCAGGAUUUACAAGGUAGAGGAAGAUCACAGGAUACCGGGAAUCAUGGCCCAGCCCAAUUGAUACAUUUUUGGGGGGACACAAUUCGAUCCCUGACAAUGAUGUUGCUCAUAUUUCUAGAGGCAGGAUUUCUCGAAGUGGGGCUGUUCGGUUGGACGGCAGGUAUAAUUUUUGCACUUAAAAUGUUCCACUUCUCGAUCUGAGUGGUGGUUACAAAUGUAUUUGCUUUAUAAUUCUUUACACUGUACAAGUGUUUUUUAUGUACUGUAUAAAUAUUUCACAAUCAAAAUAUUUUUAUAAAGGGUAACACAUGCAAAAAGACAUAACCAAAAAGCACAAUAUUUGUAAAAAAUAUAGCUCCCUGCUACAAUGUUAUCUGGCUCCAGCCAUCUCCUGGGUCUGCUUCUCAACCUCAGGGCUCUCCGUUUAAGGUCUAGGGCAGGACAGCUCCUUGGUGCAGCCUGGACUAGAAUUCCCCAAACAUGGGAAGGCGUUCUAACACCAGGAAGCCCAACAGAACGACAGCCAGGAGGCGCUUGGAGGCAUUUGGAACCCCUGUUGAACAGCUAGAAACCCUGGUAGCGUAGUGAUUAAGAGCUACUGCUGUUAACCAAAAGGUCCGCAGUUCAAAUU